This is a messenger RNA of Cydia strobilella, 912 nucleotides long. RefSeq lists its product as uncharacterized. Bases 22 to 825 code for a protein of 267 amino acids. The record is from RefSeq and is a predicted model, not a curated record. The transcript has 3 exons. Lineage: Eukaryota; Metazoa; Arthropoda; Insecta; Lepidoptera; Tortricidae.
UAUUUUAAGGUAUCAACACUGAUGUUUUUCGCGGAAGAGAGUUUCGAACCUCUACUGCUCAAGGUCCUAAACGGCAUUUCUGAGGAGCCUCCUAAUUACGGACCUUCCUGCAUGAUUGUCUACGCUGUCGAACUUGGCUCUAAUGUAGUGCUGUUGUGCGGUAUAAUACGGAACGACCUCAUACUGCUUCGUGUCUACAUGUACUUUGCCUUCGGAGUCCUGACGGCUGCGCUUAUGGCUUACUCCGUGAUGUUCGCACCUCAAGAACUAACCGUGAAGUUCCUCAUUGCCGCCAGCAUUGGACACCAAAUCUACAUCCUACUGUUACUGCGUAGCGCAAUGAUCGAAAUAAAACAGGCUUUAAAACAGAACGAGAACGAUUACGUGGUCAGAUAUCGAAAAACGAGCGGUCGAUAUGUACCAGGCACAAGAGAUAGGUACAGUGUUGUUAUCGAACCUUAUAGACGACGCUCAGCUAAUCCUUAUGAUAGAGAACUUUAUAGACGAAGCAGUUCAUUGGUUCCCUUUGGUAGAGAACCAUAUAGAAGUUCAUUAGUACCUUAUAAAGAAGAACCAGGGUGGCAAAGCUCAGUACCUUCUGUUCAAGAACAUGUAACAGUAGUCGAGGAAGAAAAGGCAACGGUUAUAGUACAUUCGCCAGCGAAGGAAGAGCUUGCUAAGGAAGUUGUUGAUAAGGAAGAGACGGCUAAAGAAGUGAAAGGGAAGGAAGAGAAGGGAAAGGAAGUGAAACGUAAGCGUAGCUUCUUUGGGAGGAAUGAGAAGGUGAAAAAACAUGAAAGCAAGAAUGUGAUAAACGAUGAUUGAAUCAUGUGCUUGUUUGAUAAAAUGUAUUACUGUUAUAAAUCAAAAUAAGGUUACACUUAAAUGUAGGUUUGUGACGAAGUGACUGAU